Messenger RNA from Lindgomyces ingoldianus, 381 nucleotides. RefSeq lists its product as uncharacterized. The transcript has a single exon. Bases 35 to 250 code for a protein of 71 amino acids. The record is from RefSeq and is a predicted model, not a curated record. Lineage: Eukaryota; Fungi; Ascomycota; Dothideomycetes; Pleosporales; Lindgomycetaceae.
CUUUUCUAGAGCUACAUCAUCACGCUGAUUGAAAAUGCGCUCUUCUACUAUUCUCGCUCUUCCAGUGGCAGUCAUCUCUGCUUCCGUAAUGCCUACUGUGUCCAUAGAUCCAAGCCUGAUUCCAGCAUUUGGCGUAACAGCUGGCCAAGACCCUAACAGAAGUGGUAGCUGUGCUGGCGCUAAUAAUAUCUUGAUCCCACAGCUGCCUUGGCCGAAACAAAGUUGCACGAGACUAGGAAAGUAUAGCUGAGUGUCCUGUUCCCUAAACAGGCCCCUUCGUUCAUGCUCAGGGGUUGUGCAGGUCCAAUUUUGGACCUUCCAAUAUGUGCUCAGGCUUAGAUCAGGGGUCUCCCAACCAAGCUGUAAUGAUUGACAUACUGA